Messenger RNA from Ooceraea biroi (clonal raider ant), 2478 nucleotides. RefSeq names its product TBC1 domain family member 22 (gene Tbc1d22). NCBI's taxonomy places the organism in Eukaryota, Metazoa, Arthropoda, Insecta, Hymenoptera, Formicidae. Gene Ontology annotation, molecular function: GTPase activator activity. The record is from RefSeq and is a predicted model, not a curated record. Gene Ontology annotation, biological process: activation of GTPase activity.
GCAGCUGACUUCACGACCCUCUCGCGGAGUCGGUGCGCCCGCGGUUGCGAUCGCAGAGCGGGAAAUGUAGGCGCGUCUCGUCUCUGCCCGCCCGUUUCACCCCGUUCGCCGUCCAGCCGUUGCAUCUCUCGGCUCUCGCGCAUAUUUCUCCACCAGAGCCGUUCUCGCGCCGCGCCGUUCGAGCGACCUAACCUCACCAAACUGCCAGACGGAACGAGCGGACAGCGACGGGGGGGACCUCGGCGCCGCGUAGCAUUACGUGGACGUAGUAUUUCUGUCGACCUCAAAAUCCCCGGCGAUUCUUGCAAGGGUAUGAGGAACGAUCCGUAUCACGGCAACCGCGCUGAGAGACUACCAGGUACAAGUUAACUUGAUUUCUCUCUGCUAUGGAGAAUCAAGGUUACCACCAUCAGGCUCUGCCAAGUCAUCAGUCUUUCUGGAAGAAGAACACGCGAGCUGUACCGGGAAGACCGAGCCUGAAACAGGACACCAGACACGGCAAGUUUAAUUCCACGGUUGGAUCCAGCAAUCUGGUUGGUGCCGCUAACAGCAGUGGCGGCACGAGUGGCAGUGGUGGCUCCACUUCCUUCCAGGACUUUCAGGAGAGCGUGGACGACGCAUGGGACUCGGGUGACGACGAAUUCUGCACGGUAUCGGAGGUGAAGAUAUCGAAGAGGGUCAGCCACUCGGCGGCCCUCAGCGUUAUCAACAGCCACAGGUCUGGUAAUAAGUGUCUGGAGCAAGCGAGUGUCAAAGCGGUUCAGCAAGAGAUCAUCCCUGAAGAGAAGAAGGUGGAGGCUCUCCAGAGACUGGCAGUGCAGCCGUUACACCUGCGUAACGUCAAUCUGCACUCUCAGGUGAACAACAGUCAGCAUUCCGGCGAGGACGCUGACGUGAGGUACGGCAUCUCGCCGCAGCACAGGCCAACGCAGUUCCCCGGUAGGCCGCAGCCGCUCAGGCAGCCGAGCGCUCCCAGCAAAUUUUUUGUACCCUCGAAGGAGCAAGAUGGCGAGAGUAAGGUUGAUAAGUUCCAGUUGCUCUUGGAAGCAUCUGUACUGAACUUGGACGAGCUCAGGCAGUUGUCUUGGUCUGGCGUGCCCGCGAAAUUGCGCUCCGUUACGUGGAGGUUGUUAUCUGAGUACCUGCCGGCCAAUCUGGAGCGCAGGCAGCCCGCGUUGGAACGCAAGCGGCUGGACUACUGGAACCUGGUGAAGCAGUAUUACGAUGUCGAGAGGGACGAGGGCUUUCAGGACACGUAUCGCCAGAUCCACAUCGAUAUCCCGCGGAUGUCGCCGCUCAUCUCGCUGUUCCAGCAGACGACGGUGCAGCUGAUAUUCGAGAGGAUACUGUACAUUUGGGCAAUCAGGCACCCCGCAUCCGGCUACGUUCAGGGUAUGAACGACCUGGUGACGCCUUUCUUUCUCGUGUUUCUGCAAGAAGCGAUACCCAUACAGGCGUGGCAGGACCUGGAGAACUACGACGUAGCGUCGCUGUCGAAGGAGCAGCGCGACAUCAUCGAGGCGGAUAGCUUCUGGUGCCUGUCGAAAUUCCUCGACGGUAUACAGGACAACUACAUAUUUGCUCAAUUGGGGAUCCAGCACAAAGUCAAUCAACUGAAGGAGCUGAUACAAAGGAUCGAUGCGCCGUUGCAUCAACACUUGCAUCAGCACGGAGUGGAUUACCUGCAGUUCUCGUUCCGGUGGAUGAAUAACUUAUUGACCAGAGAGAUCCCACUUCACUGCACCAUCCGGCUGUGGGACACCUACCUGGCGGAGUCCGACAGAUUCGCCUCGUUUCAACUCUACGUGUGCGCGGCCUUCCUCCUACGCUGGAGGCGACACUUGCUGUCGCAACCUGAUUUUCAAGGGCUGAUGUUAAUGCUACAAAACCUGCCCACGCAAAAUUGGACGGACUCGGAGAUCGGCGUGCUGGUGGCCGAGGCGUACAAACUGAAGUUCACGUUCGCGGACGCACCGAAUCACCUGCAGGCUCACGACACGACGACCAGGUGACCGUUUCCAAACGGUCUGGGUUAACGUUACUACGACGAACGAUAGUGGCCAAACACCGACCGGAGCGACCGGCGAUACCGUGUGUUGUCGCGCGCCGGUUCGGCUCUUCCGUCUCACCGUUGCUACUGCGACGUUCAUCAGUCUAUCACGGCCAUACCGAAAGUCCCCGGGACGCGCGGUCUCCCGUGUUUCGCUCCUGCGUCGACGUAAGUUAGGUCUCCUCGAUUAUCCAGUGCGUUAUAGAGUCUAUCAUUUCGUUGGAGGAUCCUUGCGGACGGACAGAUGGAUUAUAAAAGGUUAGAAGAUAUAUAUAUAUAUUAUGUAUUCUGCCACUCGCGCGCGGCGAAAUGAAGUGUAAAGUGCGGUUCAAGACGAAUCGAAGAAUGUAACGUGAAUCAAUUGCCAUUUCCCGGUUUGCAUUACAUUUUUAUAUAUAUAAUAAAUAUGAGAAUAUGAUAUAUAUAUA